UUUGACUUGGAGACGGAACAUGAUCCCUAAGGCCUGCACUUUCUGAAGCAUUGGCGUCGGCUGCACAGCGAUACAUUCAUGAAUGCUCCAUCAGGUCGGUGGCAUCAUCAGUCGCAACCGUACGCAUGCAGCGAAUAAUCGAAUCACUUGACUGUGAAAAUGGUCUCCGAGGCAGAUUCAUAUGAACUACUCGCAUUGCGAAUUCCAUGCUGCCGUGCGCCUGCGGAAUCUAAUCUACCGCAUCUACUUAAGAAAGGGUUUAGGAGGCAUCCACUACUUCACUUCAACAAUUCCAUGAAUCCAAUCAAGAGUUUUCUGUGGCCUGCUUGAAGCAUAAGAACCCAGUACAGCGUAGCAGUAGUUGAUCUGCUUAAGACCCUCAUCCGUGUAUCGGUGGCCUUCUUUACACUGGCCGGCAAAAUCGAGCUCAGAAGCGUUGUGACAGUAGAAGCUCAAGCAGCGCAAUACAACGUAGGUUCCGAUCUGUGUUACGUCUUCAACUCGAGCCGGGGAUCCAAGCCUUAUAACAUAAUUCAAGCAACCAAUCGUCCACGAUGAUGGAGAUGCUAAAUUUCAUUUACACAGACAUUGUCAAUUUCUUUCUUCCGUCUAUGAAGUGGUCGAUAGUCUUGGCGUCGACCUGCACGGUGUUGACAUCAUUUUCUGUAGCGCAAUUUCUUUUGUGGAUCAAGGGCAACAGGUUGCCGAGGCAUGGAAAGUUACCUCCAGGUCCGCCGUCCUGGGGGCCCCUCGUGGGUAACUUGCCGCAGUUCAGGACUUCCAUGCGUACCCCACAUGUCAGAGCGCAAGAGCUAGCCAAGACGUACGGACCUGUCAUGAGAGUCCAAAUGGGAGGCAAAGUUCUGAUCUUCAUUUCCGACCCGAAGAUUGCCGACAGGUGCUUCAAGGACAACGACCACAACUUUGCGAACCGGCCGUCCAUUGCCGCACAGAAAUAUCUACUGUAUGGAGGAGAUCAUCCUUCUUUGGCUCCGAUCGGAGACUUCUGGAGAUCGGCCCGAAAACUCUAUACAACCGAACUCCUCAGCGGCAAGAAGCUUCAGGAGUUUCAGGUGGUGCGGAGCGAAGAAAUGGGUCAAGCUGUCCAGGACAUCUAUGAGGCAUCAGCCCGUGAUGCAAGCAUCAAUAUGCACGACUUGUUCACAAAGCUUUUCACGAACGUGAUCACUCGUAUGACAAUGAGCAGACGGUUCUUCAAUUCAGCAAACUCGGCAGCCAAAACCUUGAACGAAACAGACUCAGAAGCCGGGAGCGGAAAUGCUGAGCUCAAUGAUUCCAUGGGCAACGAAUGGCAGCAGCUGAUUGACAGCAACCACGAGCUGAUGACGCGACUCUUGCUGGAAGAUGUCAGCCCUGCUCUGGCAUGGGUGGACAUAUUGACGGGAGUCAGACCGAGAAUGCAAAACAGUUUCGCUCGAAUGGACAGACUGUUGCAGAAGGUUGUGGAUGAUCACAAAGCAGAGCUGUCCAGUCGAGAAAAGGACUCAGAGAAUUUAGACUUCAUUGAUGUUCUUCUCAUGCUUCGAGACAGCAGCAAGACACAGUUUCUCAGCGACAGAACAAUCAAAGCUUUCUCGCUGGAUACGAUCGGAGCAGCCAGCGAAACUUCAACCGUGACGUCAGAGUGGGCGCUUUCGGAGCUUCUGACGAAUCCUGAGGUGAUGGACAAAGCUCGCGAGGAGGUGGACUCUGUGGUGGGCAAAGAUAGAACCGUGCUCGAAUCUGACCUGCCGAACAUGCCCUACAUCCGGGCCCUAGUCAACGAAAGCUUGCGCCUCCAUCCACCGCUCCCUUGGCUCGUCCCCCACACCAACCUCAUGGACUGCACACUCGAGGAUUACAACAUACCAGCUAAUAGCAUACUGAUGUUCCAAGUCUGGGCCAUGCAACGGGACCCAUUGCUGUGGGAGAGAGCGUUGGAAUUCGACCCCAGUCGAUUCCUGAAUAGCGAUAUGGACGUGAAGGGUAUGCAUACGGGGCUGAUGCCGUUUGGAGCUGGUCGGAGGAUGUGCCCUGGUUAUAACCUGGGCUUGACGGUUCUGCAGUAUACUUUGGCUCGUCUGAUCCAUAGCUUCGAUUGGUCGACAACGGAUCCCCAAGUUCCUCUGGAUAUGACCGAGAAGUUUGGUCUCACUUCUUUGCGUCGUGCCUCCGUGCUGCAUGCCAAAGCCCGGCCGCGGCUGCCUCAUCAUUUGUACACUACGUAACUAAAGUUCUCGAAUUGACUUCUGUGAAUUAUAUUCUACGACAAGCACAUUCUUUACUAGUUUGAGCCAAGUACAUUCGCUUUCUCCGGCUUCUUCAAGCGGGUGUUAUCCAACAAUCGUCAGCAAAGAACAAAAGCUGCGUCCCCUAUAGGUCAUAACGAAGGAAACGGAAGUAAUCAUGCGAGUGAGCCUCAAAAUCGACUAUGCUCGAUAUCUCUGUACAGCAUUCAAUAUUUCACUAAACAUUCAGAAAGUUCA
Molecule: messenger RNA, 2486 nt
Organism: Marchantia polymorpha subsp. ruderalis
Lineage: Eukaryota; Viridiplantae; Streptophyta; Marchantiopsida; Marchantiales; Marchantiaceae
Source: the annotation of a GenBank genome assembly